Postia placenta MAD-698-R-SB12 is the source of this 654-nucleotide messenger RNA. RefSeq lists its product as hypothetical. The record is from RefSeq and is a predicted model, not a curated record. The transcript has 4 exons. Lineage: Eukaryota; Fungi; Basidiomycota; Agaricomycetes; Polyporales; Adustoporiaceae. The annotation marks the transcript as partial.
AUAGCCUACUAUACAUCGCCAACACUAGAGAAACGAACUCUUCAGUACCUGCGCUUCAGUUACGCGCACCUCCCCUUCCUCCCCCCAUCCAACGUGGCUGCCUGCCAAGGCCAAGUCCACGCAUUCGACUCACAGGACCUCAUCGACGUCUACAUCCCAGACGGUCCUGAGACUAUCAUCUACCGUUGCGAGCAGCAACCGUGCCCGAACCGAACACCCCGAUCGAUCCCAGAAGACUACCCGUGCUACAAAGCGAUCCGACGAGCGCAACACCCGCUCGGACCCCGAAGCACCCUAGCAUCUCGAUCGGCCUCACGGCACUCUCGCCCUGUCUCCCCUAGCUCCCGUCUCCCUCAAACUGUCGUCACCAAUCCAGAUCAAGCGCAAGGAGAUCUCCCUCCAGACCCUGCGCCAGAGCCAGAGCCUGAGGAGGGUGAGGGUGAAGAAGGAGUCUCGGAGUCCGAGUCCGAGGAUUCUGUUGGGUCCGCCUCGCCGACAGCAUUCCCCCCCGCGUCAGCAGUCCCUGACCGGAAGGCCACCACAGCUGCCUCCGCCCCCGCAACGUCCUCCGUCCCCCCCGACGCCGAUAAUGUUGUCCCCUGCAGCCGCCCCCGACAAGGAGACCCUGAAGCUCCUCCUCCCCCUCCGCUAUGA